Malassezia japonica is the source of this 1908-nucleotide messenger RNA. RefSeq lists its product as uncharacterized. The record is from RefSeq and is a predicted model, not a curated record. Gene Ontology annotation, cellular component: spliceosomal complex. Lineage: Eukaryota; Fungi; Basidiomycota; Malasseziomycetes; Malasseziales; Malasseziaceae. Bases 1 to 1908 code for a protein of 635 amino acids. The transcript has 4 exons. Gene Ontology annotation, molecular function: protein binding.
AUGGACGUCGGAAAGUUGUUCAAGCUCCCGUCGCUGCCAUCCUCCGCGGUGAACAAACGCAAGUGGGAUGCGCCCGCUGGCCAGUCGCUCCGGCCCGACGACGAAGAGGCAGAGCGCACUGAGCCCGAAUUGGCUCAGGCCAAACGGGCACGCGUCGAGGACGAGGGCGAGGACGAGGAGUACGAUGCGGACUUUGCGCCUGGCAACGACGCAGACUACUUUGUGGACGAGGACGAGGAGGGAGGGCGCUUCUUUGGUGGUGGCCUGACCGAGGAGCAGAAGCACAUCCUCCAGAUCAUGAACCGCGACGGUGCCGACGAGGUCGAAGAAGCGACGGCAGAAAGCAUGCUGGCCGACACACGCAAGCAGAUGCUGCAGCUCGAAAAGGCGAUGCAGCAGAACCAGGCAAUGCGCCUCAAAUACCCCACGGAGCCCCAGCGCUUCAUCGCCUCGGAAGCCGAUCUGCACGAUGAACUGCGUGGGCUCGUCGUGCUGACGACCAACUGUGCCUUGCUCUAUCCCGAGUUUGUGCGGCUCGGCGGCGCGAGUGCGCUUAUUGAGCUCCUUUCGCACGAAAACGCCGACAUUGCCUCGGCCGUGAUUCAGGUGUUGGAAGAGCUGACGGACGACGACGUGCUCGACUCGGACGCGCAGCCCGGUGAGGAUGCGCAGCGGCCGGGCUUGGAGGCGAUGCAUGGCCUGGUCGAGGCGCUGCGCGAAGGCCAGAUCUUGGCGCUGCUCGUCUCGAAUCUCUCGCGCUUCAACGACAAGCCGCCGGCGAGCGACGACGCGGCGGCGCUGGAGAACUACGACAGCGACGUUCAAGGUGUGUACCAUACUUUGAGCGUCUUGGAAAAUGUCGUGUCACUUGAGCCCAACGCGGCGGAGGAGCUCGUGUCCUCGACAUCGCUCCUUACCUGGCUGCUGGACCGCAUGCAGUAUGCGGCGCGUUUCGACCAGAACACCGCGUAUUCUGGCGAGCUGCUUGCGAUUCUCUUGCAGGAUAGCGAGAAGAACCGUGCGGUACUGGGCGAAAAGGGGGGAAUCGACGUGCUGCUCAAGAUCCUUGCGCCGUAUCGCAAGCGCGACCCCGCGGACGAGGAAGAGACCGAGUUUAUGGAGAAUGUAUUUGACGCGCUGUGCUCGUGCCUCUUGCUGGAUGCCAACAAGAAGCGCUUCCUCAACGACGAGGGUGUCGAGCUGAUGGUCAUCAUGCUCAAAGAAAAGAAGCAGUCGCGUAUGCGUGCACUCAAAGUGCUGGACCACGCCCUCGCGGGAGCGUACGGCGGCCCGCAGUGCGUGCGGUUCGUCGAGGUACUCGGCCUAAAGAGCCUCUUUGCGAUUUUCAUGCUCCCGACCGAGCACGGCGCGAAAGGACGUGCACAUGCGACGACGGCGCAGGACAUGGAGCAUGUGCUCGGCCUCAUUGCCUCGCUCCUGCACAACCUUGCCUCGGACAGUGCCGAGCGCGUUCGCGUCUUGUCCAAGUUUGUCGAGCAAGACUUUAGCAAGAUCGACCGGCUCCUGGAGCUGCGCGAGACGAUGGCUGCGCGCGUCCAGCACGCUGAGCGCAGCCUCGCCGAGGACUUGAAAAUGUACAAGGAGCAAGGUCUCAAGGACGACGAGAUCGCCGAGCUCGGCUACCUGCGCCGCCUCGAAUCGGGCCUGUACUCGCUACAGCUGAUUGACUACCUCCUUGCCUGGCUCCUAAUGGAAGACGAUGGGGCUCAAGCGCAUAUCCGCAUGCUGCUCGAACGCGCCAAUGUGCCGCUGUCGGCCCUCGUCGCCUCCUUGGUCGAGUACCGCGACAAUGUGGGCGAUGCCAUGGUGGCUGCGGGCUCAGACGGCGAAGGGAUGCGCACGCAAGACAUCCUCGAAGCCUUGCUUGCGUAUGUACAAGGUCUAUAG